UCGUCAAGAAUCACAAGGCACAAUGCCCAGUGACAGUCAUACGGUAUAAUAAGCAAUCAAAUCAUACUAGGAAACAAUCAAUAUCAAUAUAAAUCGCAAGAUACAAGCAACAAAGUUACAGUCACAAGUGGGAGGAAAUGGGCGACGGGAAUGAUGAGAAGACCAAUAGCAAUAGUAAUGCAGCCUAAUGUGAAUAGUUUGACAGUGUUGAGGUAAUUAUUUGUAUAGCAGAGUGAUGGCAUUCAGGAAAAAACUGUUCUUGAAUCUAGUUGUCUUGGUGUGCAGUGCUCUAUAGUGCCGUUUUGAGGGUAGGAAUUAAAACAAUUUAGGUCCAGGACAUGAGGGAUCUGUAUAUAUUUUCACAGUCCUCUUUUUGACUUGUGCAGAAUACCGGUCCUCAAUGGACGGCAGGUUGGUAGCAAUUAUUUUUCUGCAGUUCUAAUUAUCCUCUGAAGUCUGUCUUGUUGGGUUGUAGAACCAAACCAGACAGUUAUAGAGGUGCAGAUGCAGACUCAAUAAUUCCUCUGUAGAACUGGAUCAGCAUCUCCUUGAGUUCUCCUAGUUCUAUGUAGUCAUUAUCCACCACAGGACUCUAAAUAUCUCUGAGGGUCAGCAGGCUAAACUCCUUGACCCAACAAUUCCCUUUGCAGUGUCCUGGCUCUGUUGCCAGCCAUACAUUAAAAGGAGAAUGUCCAAGCUAGAAACCAAUAUACAUACAACAAUAUCCUUACUUCAAAUCUUCUCUUUUUAAUAUUUUCAAGCCAUACAGUGGGGACAAUCAACAAAUAGUUGGCCACAAACACAGCAUUCUUCAUCUGCUUGUGUCUAAUGGUAUCAUGAAAGAAUGUCCCAAAAGAGAUCCUCUUGGUUACCUAAUAGUUUUGUGACUGGCUAUAAUACAUUAUGUUUGCUGCAGGCAUGUGGAAGUUGGUUUAGUUGGAAAAGGACUGAUGAGACAAGAUAGUUAUUAUAAGCCAUUAUCUUUCAAUCUUAAACAGCUCCAGCCCUUGCCUGCAAACUAGAGAUGUUGCAUUCAUCUAUAUCAGGUCUACCAACAAACAACCACCAAGUAGCCUUGUGUGACUUGCUGUAAUUUUUUAAAAAGUUGAUAAAUUAACUGCCACCAUCCCAAAAGACAUGUAGCCCAGCACCUCAAGGCCUCACUGCCACUGUCAUCGCCAAUUGGCUCUACUAACCACCAAACUACUGACUGGCACAUAAAAGUGUUUCUUUGUAGCCUGCAAUUAUUUUUAAUUUUUCAACGUUGCCCUUUCCCUCUAUAAAUUAUGCAGGCCUGAUUUAUAUUACAAAGUUAUUAAAAAAAACUCUCCUUUAACCUCAAUUCUCACAUCUCACAGUAUCAGCAUAUAGUAUCUAAAUCCCAGCCCCUGCUGAUUUAAGGAAGGAAAUCGUGAAUAUCAGUUCGCUUUUCAACUACCUACAGAAGCAACUAACUCUUUUUGAGUGCAGUAGUCAUCAGCAAUGCAUCACAUUAACAAACCCUAGGUUUUUUUAGAAUAGAAUAUAUUUUUUAUUGGCCAAGUGUGAUUGGACACACAAGGAAUUUGUCUUGGGGCAUAUGUUCUCAAUGUACACAAAAGGAAAGAUACCUUUAUCAAGGUACAACACUUACAACACUUAAUGAUAGUCAUAGGGUACAAAUUUAACACUUAAUGAUACAACACUUAACGAUAGUCAUAGGCUACAAAAAAGUGAUCAGGAAACAAUAUCAGUAUAAAUUGUAAGGAAACAAGCAGCAAAGUUACAGUCAUAAGUGGAAGGAGAUGGGUGAUGGGAACGAUGAGAAGAUUAAUAGUGCAGAUUUAAUAAAUAGUUUGAUAGUGUUGAGGGAAUUAUUUGUUUAGCAGAGUGAUGGCAUUCGGGGAAAAAACUCUUCUUGUGUCUAGUUGUUCUGAUGUGCACUGCUCUACAGCGUCGUUUUGAGGGUAGGAAUUGAAAUAAUUUUAUGUCCAGGAUGAGAGGGAUCUGUAAAUAUUUUCACAACCCUCUUUUUGAUUCGUGCAGUAUACAUUUUUUUUAAAAAGUAUAUAGUAUAAAGUUUUUUAAAAGUUUGCUCAAGAAGCCACGUUCAGGGGGAAAAGCUCCAUCUACCUCCACGGAGCUUACUGUGGCGUAACACGGAUCAGCUCUCCCGAACAGAGCAACAGGGCCGAGCUCUACGCUCAACCAAGCCCGGCUACCGCGUACUAACGAAGCGCGCUCCGAAGGGAAGGGCGGGCCCGGGGAAGCUCCGGAAGGUCGCUCUUUGCUCUGAGGAGGCGGGCCUUGUAGCGGAGCGCCGCAAAGAGGGAGACCCGCCGGAGUGGGAGCGAGACUGCGCGGCCCCGGGAGAAGCCGAGACGCUUCAGGCCACAGCGUGGGAGGCGCGCGGACGCGCGGACCGAGGAAUUGCUGUGGAACAAUUAUUUAAUAUAGUCUUUCCCAACCUGGUGUUGAACUUCGGCUUGCACAAGCACUAAUCAUCCUAGAACCUUUAAUAUGGAGCAGAAUUAUGAACAAAAGAAGGAUGCCUCUUUUUCUGGUUGCCUGAAUUUUCCAAGUUCUCCAGCAAGGUUGCAGCCUAGAAGACACUCAGGCAUUUGGACAAACAAAGAACUAGUCAGCUCUUCAGAUCAACCCAUAACCAACUUAAAUGUUAUUCAAACAGAAUAUGCUAAGACUUUGCAUUUAAAGAAUAUUGCUGUGCCUGACAAUGAUGAAAGGAUAAGUACUUCUACUGAAAAACAAGAAGGAAGAGUCAACUCUGUGACUGCUAACCUAGAUAAAGAAAAGAAUAUUGCAUUCCUUUUAAAUGAAUUGGAUGUUCUAAGGGCAAACAAUAAGAAGCUUCAGGAUCAGCUGUCUGAAAAAGACAAAGAAUUGAAGACACUAAAGCUGGACUUAGAGCUACAAGAGAGUAUAGCAGAAGCCAAGAUUGCAGAAAAGGCUGCAGCUCUGGUAGAAGAAAUUCAUUCCACACAACACUACCUUGAUGAAGCCAUCAUGGCUAGACUGAAGUUGGCUAGUGAGGAGAGAAAUGAUCUAUGUAAACAAGGAAGGCUACUGGAACAACCUCUCGAAACGCUAGAAAAUAUUAACCCUGAAGAAAAUGACAUGACAUUACAGGAAUUACUGAACAGAAUAAACAAUGCAGACACCGGUAUGGAGAUAUGGAGGACAGGAGGUAUAAUUGUCGAUCGCAUAUACAGAACCCAGAAACAGAAAAAGAAAAUAACAGCUGAAGAAAUUAAUGCAUUGAUAGAAGAGCGAGAUGCUGCACUGGCUCAAUGCAAACGGCUGGAGCAGGAGCUUCAUCAUAUGAAAGAGCAGAACCAGACUUCUGCAAACAACCCUAGACAUCUGACUGCUAAAAACAAUCAAGAACGUGCUCUGAAGGAAAAAUUGCUUGCUAUGCAACAAGAGAGAGAAGCUGCUAUUCAUCAAUAUAAAAGUCUAGAAGAAGAACUGCAGACUCUUCGUAUUUAUUACAGUUUGCAUCAAGCUCUAUCCCAAGAAGCAAAUCUUAAGGAUCAGUUCAACUCCACACUUAUAACAUAUGAAAAAGCUUUGAAAAAUAAAGAUGAUAUUGUCUCCAUGCUCUUUCUUCAAAAUGAGGAGCUGGCGGCUCAACUCCAGCAAAUGGCAGCAGAGAAAACAAGCACAGAAUUAAAAUUUCAGCAAACUACAGAUGCUUUGCAAGAGACCACUGAAAAACUUCAAAAAUUGCAAAGACUGGUGGACGUCCUAAGGAAGAAGAUUGGAGCAGGGUCCAUUAGGAUGGUGAUCUGAUAGAAAGCACCAGUCUAAGGAAGCAUUCACAUCUGGAGACCAGGCUGCUUCAUUCAGUGCUAUGUAAACAUUAAAGCUUUAACUUAGCAAAUAGUUGUUAGAAGUGGGACACUCCAACGACAUUCCAAGCCGAGAUAAAAUCAAAUCAUAAAUGUUUAACCACUUGGCUGCUGAGAUCUGAGAUUUAUCCAAAGGUAUUUGGUCAAAUUUACUUUUGUAGCAGAUCUAUUUUGGUACAUUUAGUGAACCGUGUGGUUGUCUGCGGGAGUCUCUGUUUAAUGGUCAAUUGUUCUUUAUGGAGUUCUUGCUUUUUAUUUCUAAUUUAAGGUUCAAAAUACUGUAGAGUGUUCCUAAACUCUUACAUUCUCUGAAUUGAAUAAAAAAAUUUAAGAUUGGCUAAAGAUGCUGAAAUGUAAGGUGCUUCUAAUAAAAAAAGGGAAACCGAGAGGAAAAAAUUAUCUAUUGCUAAUAUACUGUCAACUGUCAUAAGGUGUAGUGAUUUUUUAUGAGUGCCCUGUUGGUGAAUGAAAAUAUUCACCUGCCCGACAGGGCAUAUAUGCUGGGUUGUGUGUUCAUGUUGAAUAUUUUAUAUGAUUGUUGUUUGCCUAAAUAAAGAAAUAAAAUAAA
Molecule: messenger RNA, 4416 nt
Organism: Ahaetulla prasina
Lineage: Eukaryota; Metazoa; Chordata; Lepidosauria; Squamata; Colubridae
Gene: MIPOL1
Product: mirror-image polydactyly 1
Exons: 12
Coding region: 2500-3789 (429 amino acids)
Source: RefSeq, a predicted model, not a curated record